AGCACAUCAGAAAGGAUGACUAUCUGGCUCCAGAACAGAAGAAUGUGAUUGUUUUGUUCCCUCAGCUUUUCCCCGUGUAUGUUCUUGUUUGCAUCAGGGGUAACAGGACAGCAGAGCACCAUGGCUCAACAAGGUUGGUCUUUGUCAUCCAUUUUACACACAGUUCUGGCAGCUUUAUAUAACAGAGUGUCACUGGCGGUAUCCUGGCGUAUCAGGAAGCUGAAACAGAAAGGACGCUCAUUAUUAGCUGAUGCUGAGGAGCAGAAGGAGAAGGCACAACUACAAGAGCUGAUAGUUCGCCUCCAGGAGGAAAAUGAGCGACUGGAGAGAGAACACAAACUUCUGAAGACACAACGACACAAAGUGGAUGUCACCCUGGAUCCUGACACUGCCCACCCCAGACUGGAAAUCUUUAACAAUGGGAAGAGUGUGAAAGAUACUGGUACCAUCAAGAAGGUGUCCAGGAAUGAGAAGAGAUUUGAUUCCCACACGUUUGUGCUGGCAAAGGAAGGAUACACAUCUGGGAGACACUACUGGGAAGUGGAUGUUGGCAAGAGAAGCAGCUGGGCCUUGGGUAUUGCCCGGGAAUCUGUGACUCGCAAAGGGACAUUGACUCUGUCCCCCAAGAAUGGCUUCUGGGUCAUGGGGUGUACAGAUGGGCGAGAGUAUUGGGCCUACACAGAGCCUUGGACCCGUUUGAGUGUGGGUGGGAAGGUGCCAGAGAUUGGGAUCUUCCUGGACAUCUCAUCCAAGCAGCUGUCAUUUUACAAUGUCCGUAAGAAAGCAGCUCUGCACACUUUCACCAUUGCUGAUGGCAGCAGCGGGGAAGGGAAACUCCUUCCCUUCUUCUCCACAGGCUCAGCUGCUGCAAAGCCUGACACUGAGCCACUGAACAUAGUGUAGAGGUUUGAUGAUGAUGAUGAAUAGAUCACUCUGCAUUGUGAAGGUCUAGAAUGUACAGCCAGGGAUGAGAUGGAGAUGUGAUCAACCUGCUGCCUUGUUUGUAUCUCCUGAACACAGCUGAGGUAGGAAGGGACAGAUGUAGUAGAGUGACCAGCUCUGACAGCUUUUAAACUAUGCAUCAGAAUGAAAAAGCUAUUGAGGCAAAUUUUAGGGGCUCAAGAAAAAACUUUUUUUUUUUUUUCGUGGCAACAUGGAAUAAAUACUUCUUCUGGAAGGUGUGUUUUCAGAAAAAUUUACUGGUCCUUUUUCUUAUACUUUGUUGUUUUGGGUUUUGUUGAAGAGGAAGAAUGAUAGAGCAACCUGGUAAGAACCUGGUGUCCAGCCAAGGUCAAGCCACCAUAGAUGUCCAGUUGGCUUUUGACUAUCUCCCAGGAUGGAGACUCUCUUGGAAACUUGUGCUUGGUCACCUUCACAGUAAUAAAGCAUUUCCUGAUGUUCA
Calidris pugnax (ruff) is the source of this 1402-nucleotide messenger RNA. Its product is annotated as butyrophilin subfamily 1 member A1-like. Lineage: Eukaryota; Metazoa; Chordata; Aves; Charadriiformes; Scolopacidae. Bases 79 to 903 code for a protein of 274 amino acids. Gene Ontology annotation, molecular function: protein binding. The transcript is spliced from 10 exons. The record is from RefSeq and is a predicted model, not a curated record.